ACAACCGUGCUUACCGUUUCUCUGCCUCUCUCUCUCUCUCUCUCUAAGACUCUAGAGAGAGAAAGUUUCGACUUUAAUUCCACCCAUGUUCCCAAACUUUGUUAACUUCCGAUCGUAACUGGAGGGCUUUCAAUGUUGUGCGACCAAGAUUGAUCGCAACCAAGUCUUGUUUUCGACGGUUUGAUUUUACUGGGGGACUUUUUGUGAUAUUUUUGUAUCUGGGUAUCUUUAAAUUUUCAAGGUUUAGCGCUCUUUGUUGUGGUGGUUUAAAAACUAGGGUUUUGAAUUCUGAUUAUGGAGCCACGGGUUGGAAAAAAGUUUCGGUUGGGGAGAAAGAUCGGUAGCGGUUCUUUUGGGGAGAUCUAUCUGGGUACUAAUAUUCAGACUAAUGAAGAAGUUGCAAUUAAGCUUGAAAAUAUCAAGACGAAGCAUCCUCAGCUACAGUAUGAAUCAAAGUUGUAUAAAAUAUUACAAGGAGGAACUGGUAUUCCCAAUGUGAAAUGGUUCGGUGUUGAAGGAGACUAUAACGUCCUCGUGAUGGAUUUAUUGGGGCCAAGCCUUGAAGAUUUAUUUAACUUCUGCAGUAGGAAGCUGUCUCUCAAAACUGUUCUUAUGCUUGCAGAUCAAAUGAUUAAUCGAGUUGAAUUUGUUCAUUCCAAAUCAUUUCUGCAUCGAGAUAUUAAGCCUGAUAAUUUCCUUAUGGGUUUGGGGAGACGUGCUAAUCAGGUUUAUAUCAUUGACUUUGGUCUGGCUAAGAGGUAUAGAGACACUGCAACACAUCAGCAUAUCCCUUACAGAGAAAAUAAGAAUUUGACUGGAACUGCAAGAUAUGCAAGCAUGAACACUCACCUUGGCAUCGAGCAAAGUCGCAGGGAUGACUUAGAAUCACUUGGAUAUGUUCUAAUUUAUUUUUUAAGAGGAAGUCUUCCAUGGCAAGGAUUGAAAGCUGGCACUAAGAAGCAGAAGUAUGAGAAGAUCAGUGAGAAGAAAGUGUCAACUUCUAUUGAGGCCUUAUGCCGGGGUUAUCCUACAGAAUUCGCUUCCUACUUCCACUACUGCCGGUCACUUCGAUUUGAUGAUAAACCAGAUUAUCCUUAUUUGAAGAGAAUCUUUCGUGACCUUUUCAUCCGUGAAGGUUUCCAGUUUGACUAUGUAUUUGAUUGGACGAUUUUGAAGUAUCAACAAUCACAGAGUGCCAAUCCUCCUGCUCGUGCUCUCGGACCUGGUGCUGGACCGAGUUCUGGCAUGCCUCUUGGUGCUGACAACAUUGCUAGGCAAGCAGCUGGGGAAGAAAGUAGACAUACUGGUUGGUCUGCAUCAGAUCCCACUUGCAGGAGGAACUCUGGACUGCUUGUGAGUUCUGCAAACUUAACAAAACAAAAAAGUCCAGCUUUAAAUGAUCCUUCUCAUUCUAGAGAAGCUAUGGCUUCCAGUUAUAGUUUCUUGAGGUCAGGUGGUUCAUCAAGGAGGGCUGCAAUCUAUAGUCGUGAUGCAGCUGCAUUUGGAAGUGAAGCUGACCAUCGUAUCACAGAUGCCAACCAUGGAACGUUUCAAAAGAUUUCUGGUGGGCAAAGAAGCUCACCUGCUGUAUCAUCAGAAAACCGCCGCACAAGUUCUGGCAAAAACACUUCAAACAUUCGGAACUUUGAUUCCACUCUAAGAGGCAUUGAAAGCCUGAGUUUCGGUAAUGAUGAGAGGGUACACUAUUAGUGGACGAACUACCAGAAUCUAUACCUUGUAAAUGUUAAAACGGUAUACUUUGUCACAAAAUAUGGAGUGGCAUGUGUUAUUUGUGGAAAUUGUUUAAGUUUAAAGUUGAAAUGUGAGGAUGAGAAUCGGCACUGUAAGUACUAAAUAAAGAAGAGAUAAUCCAAGUGGAAUCCUUGUGAAAAACAAACUGGGUGAAAUGGUUUUCUGAAUACCCAGUUUAAAGGCUUCCGUCAGAUUACAGUUUUACUUGUGUGACAAGUUCUCACUGCCUUAUUGUCUGUUAAAUUUCAUUAUACGUAUAUGUCAAAUCACAGACAAUACUUGUGGGGAAAUUAAGUAUAAGCAAUGUAAAUGUUAGCAUCUUUCUGUGCA
This is a messenger RNA of Mangifera indica (mango), 2082 nucleotides long. Its product is annotated as casein kinase 1-like protein 2. Gene Ontology annotation, cellular component: nucleus; cytoplasm. Lineage: Eukaryota; Viridiplantae; Streptophyta; Magnoliopsida; Sapindales; Anacardiaceae. The transcript is spliced from 14 exons. Gene Ontology annotation, biological process: signal transduction; endocytosis; peptidyl-serine phosphorylation. The record is from RefSeq and is a predicted model, not a curated record. Bases 295 to 1710 code for a protein of 471 amino acids. Gene Ontology annotation, molecular function: protein serine/threonine kinase activity; ATP binding.